UGACGAUUGCGGAAGUGAAUAGUAGCUUAUCUCUGAACCAAAACAGACGGGAUGUUUCUGAAAUAAAUCAGCCUAUGAACUCGGAUCGACCUCUCAUCUCGCCGCUCAGCGCAUAAAUCAUCUGUUUGUGCUCGACAGCCGACUGGAAGCCGUUAAAGAGCCGAUUCGCAGACAUGGAGGACCCUGGUGGUGCUGCGGCUGAGCCUGGGACUCCAUCAGCAGCAGGGACACCAAAGUCAAAGCUGGACCUACUGUCCAAAGAUGAUCUCAUUAAAUUUGCCAAAAAGCAGAUGGCUGCCAUGCAGAAGAUUAAAAGCAAAUGUGCAGAUUUGGAAAAGGAAGUUGAAUCCCUGAAACAGCAACCCAAAGACCAGCAAAACACCAGCAGUUCAGAUGAUGCUUCUCUGAUACAAGAGCUGACUGAGAGGAUGGAUGCGCUGCUGCUGGAAAAGGCCGAAACUCAGCAAAGUCUGGCGCUGUCUCGUAAAGAUCUAGAGAAGACUAAGCAGCAAGCCAAGGAUGAUAUGGCAGUGCUGCAAAGUGAGCAUGACCGCGCCAUAGAGGACCACCGAAGGAGGAUCACAGCUCUCGAGAGCAGCAUAGAGGAAUCCAACAGCAAACACCAAGAAGAAGUGACUCGUUUCCAGAAGUUACUACAAGAGCGGGAAGCAAGUGAUCGACAGAAGGAGAGUGAAAGAGAAAGGCAGCACCAAGAUGUAACAGAGAGCGCUGAGGAGGAGCGUCGCUCCUUGGAAGCUCAGCUGAAAACCCUUCGAGCUGAGCUGCAUGCGAUGGAAGAGCAGAAUACCCAGGAGGCGGCCAACCUGCAGGAGAACCUCCAAAGGGAGCUGACGAUGGCCCAGCAGGAGAUCGAGAACCUGAAGGAGGAGCUUUCUCAGAAGACCCUGCAGCACGAGGAGGAGAUGAGAGCUCUGGAGGAGGACUGCGAGAUGGAGAGGGAGCGUCUCCUGCUACUGCACGAUGAACUGACUGAGCAACUUGCUCUCAAAGACAGCUACCUGCAGGAUGUGCAAGAAGAAGAUGAGGACGGCGCUCGCGGUUCAGGGAUCGCCAAGAUGCUGGAACUGUCUGGCUGCAGUCAGAGUGACUCCACCCACGGCGGCGGAGAGGAAACUGAGGCCGGGAGGCUGAGGGCGGCCCUGGAUGAUCUGCAAGCCCAAAACACCAUGCUGAGGGAUGAGCUCACCCUGCUCGCCAACGUGAAAGGAGAGCUGGAGGCAGAGACGGAGAGGCUGAAGGAGGAGUACCAGAUGGAAAAAGAGGAGCUGGAGUUUAAAAUCAACGAGCUGCAGAUGGCCAGAGAUGGCGCUGCCAGCGACUCCGCGUUGACCCUCAGUCCCGAUAAAGAAGAGAUUGACGGCGAACCCAAAGAUUCCGAAUACAACGCCAUGAAGGAGCAGGAAGACAAAAUAGUGAAAAACCUCCAGGACCAGCUGGACACAGUCACUCAGGAAAGGGAUGAUUUGUUGGUGAAGCUGAAAGAAUUGACAGACGACAAAAACACCCUGAUGGAAGAUGUGCACGACCUGAAACUGAAGCUGGAAGGUUUUUCAAGCGAGGACCAGAAGCUCCCGUCGUCUGAGGAGGAGCAGGCAGAUUCACACAGUGAGCUGAGGCAGUCUCUGGAGGAAAUGACCAGGCAGAACGAGGAGGUCGUCUCCCAGCUGCGUAUGAAGGAAAACAUGACUGAAGAGCUGAGGCAAAUGGUCGACACAGCGACUGACGAGCGUGACCAGUUACAAGACCUGCUCAAGCAGAAAGAAGAAGAAAUACUAAAACUGAACAAUGAAAACGCAAAAGAAAUGGAGAAGAUCUUGGAGGAGAAACAAGAGGCUCUGCAGCUGGUGGAAGAAAAAGUGAGAGAAUUGAACGGCUUGAAAACAGAAAUGGAAGAAAAUGUACAAAGUUUAAACAACGAGAAAGAAAAAAUAGAGGAAAGCGCAGAAGAGGAGAUGGAAAAACAAAAGGAAGUCGUUUCUUCCUUUGAGCAAACUAUCAAAGAGCUCUCUGCAGAAAAGGCCGAUGUAAACCAGAAACUGGAAGAAGCUGUCUCAAAGCUCUCGAAAGCCCAAGAAGAGAGUGAGCUUCUGUGCUCUAAGCUGGCAACUGUGGAGGCUCAGCUCGAGCAGGAGACGGCCGAAAAACAGCAUCUGCAGGCAAAGUUGAAUUCACAGACAGAGGAGGCCGAACAGACCGGCGCUUCCAUCCAAGCCAUGGAGGAACGUCAGUCCGAAGUAGAGAAGAAGUCCAGGGAGGAGGCUGAAGAGCUCCGAAGUCGCUUCGAUGAGCUGCAGGAGGAGAGGAACCAGUUGAGGAGUCGACUUGAAGAGGCUCAAGCCGAGAGGAAGUCGGAGGAGGUGCGAGCGGAGCUCCAGGCUUACAUCCAAGACCUGGAGCAGGAGAGGAGCAUGCUGAGGAGCAGCUUAGAGGAGGUGACGAAGGACGCAGAGGGGCUGCAGAGAGACCUGCUGGAGAUGAAGGCGGCGAACGAGAAGGUCAGCGACGAAAACCAGAACCUGCAAGCCCAGCUCUCGAAAGAGGAGGGCGGAGAGUCGGACGAGAUGCAGAGAAAAAUGGAGGACAUGGAGAAAACCAGCAGAGAGCUGAGAGAACAGCUGGCCGAGAAGGAUUCUCAGAUAUCACAGCUGAGAGAUGAGAUAGCUGCUCUUCAGUCGUCAUCUCAAGAGUCCGUCGCCCAGACUGCUUCCUCUGAAGAAAAUGCAACCAAUGAGAUGACACAGAAAAUAGCUGCCCUGGAGAAAGAAAAUAAAGAAAAAGAUGAGAAAAUGAACAAAAUCAAAGCAGUGGCUGUCAAAGCAAAGAAGGAGCUGGAUAUCAGUAAGAAGGAGGUCGUGACUCUUAAGGAGGAAAUAGAAUCGCUGAAGGCUGAACGAGAGCGAAUCAACAGCUCAAUGAAAGAUAUCAUACAUGGAGCUGAAGGAUACAAGAACCUGCAGAUAGAUUACGACAGGCAAACAGAGCAACUGGAUAAUGAGAGGGAGAAGGUGGAGGCGGCGGAGAGACAGAUUGCUGAGCUGACCAAACGACUCAGCAGUGCUGUCACACAGACGGAGACACUGAGCAGUGAGAAGGAGGACCUCCUGGCUGGGAUGGAGACGCUGAGGAGCACAGUGAGGCAGCUGGAGACCAAGAACCAGGAGUUGCAAAGGCAGGCCGCAAACCUGGAGCGAGAGCUGACGGCCGAGAGAGCAAUGAAAGAACAAAAGCUCAAGGACUUGUCAUCUGCGUCAAAGGAGGUAGAAGAGCUGACAGCCCAGCUCCGCAAGCAGCAGCAGCAGUCUCAGCAGACUGCCCAGGAGCUGGAGCAGCUCCGCAAGGAGGCGCAGCAGAGCUCUCUGCUGGACAUGGAGAUGGCCGACUACGAACGCCUGGUGAAAGAACUCAACAGCAAAAUCACACAGAAAGACGAGUACGCAGAGGAGCUGAAGGCCCAGAUAAACACACUCACCCAGAAGGAGGAAACGCUCAAGCAGGAAAUUGAGAAUCUGAAGUCGCAGCUGGACCAGGGGGAGGAGAAGACCUCCAAGAUGAAACAAAUGCUGGUGAAGACCAAGAAGGAACUGGCUGACGCUAAGAAACAGGAGAGCGCCCUCAUGGUGCAGCAGGCGAGUCUGAAAGGAGAGCUGGAAGGGAACCAGCAACAACUAGAGAGCUCAAAGAUUGAGAUCUCCGAGCUGACGGCCGAGCGCCACCGUCUGCAGGAGCAGCUGAGGACGACCCUGGACCAGCAGCAGCGCAGCACCAACUCCCUGCAGCAGCGCAUCCACAGUCUGCAGCAGGAAAGAGACGCUGCCAGUGCGGAACUUGUGAGCACAACAAGCGAGUUCGAGAGCUACAAGGUGCGCGUCCACAAUGUUCUCAAACAGCAGAAGAGCAAAACCAACUCGCAGAGUGAAGGAGAUUUCAGUAAAGGAGAGAGGGAGCAGCUGUCCUCUCAGGUGGACCAGCUGAGGUCCAGGCUGGCCGAGAGCCAGCAGAGCCUCCAGAGCUGCACCGUGGAGCUGCAGCAGCUCCAGACGGAGCACGACACGCUUCUGGAGAGACACAACAAAAUCCUGCAGGAAACCAUCAGCAAGGAGGCCGAGCUCCGGGAGAGGCUUUUGUCGCUGCAGUCGGAGAACGUCGGCUUGCGGUCGGACCUGUCCCAGACCCAGGCGGACCUGUCCUCUCAGGUGGAGACGCAGCGCCAGACCUACAGGGAGCAGCUGAGGAAGCUGCAGGACGACCACCGGACCACCGUGGAGACCCUGCAGGGCCAGCUGACGCGCGUGGAGGAGCAGCUCUUCAACCUGCAGAGCCAGAACAGUUCAGCGUUGGUGCAGUCGAGCCGCAAGUCCUUUGUGUCAGAUCUUCAACGGCGAAACGCCGAGCAGAACCAGGCGGGGCUGGGACUUGACCUGCAGUCGAUGGCCAGGGAGGAGGGGGAGGGCAUGGAGACCACCGAGACGGAGAGCGCCUCCCCUGCGCUCACACCCCUCCCCUCUCUGGAGCAGCUUCUCACGUCUCCAGACCCAAAACAAGAGCCUUUUGUGUGGACGGUGGAGCCGACCAAAGAAGAGCUCAGCGAGAAGCUGAACACAGCCACCCGCAGCAUGGAGCACAUGAACAGCCUGCUGCAUGAAACCGAGGCCACCAACGCCGUUCUCAUGGAGCAAAUCACCCUACUGAAGAAUGAAGUUCGCCGUCUCGAGAGAAACCACGAGAGAGAAAAGAGCGUGGCCAACCUGGAGUACCUGAAGAACGUCCUGCUGCAGUUCAUCUUCCUGCGAUCCGGCAGCGAGAGGCAGGCGCUGCUGCCGGUCAUCCACACAAUGCUGCAGCUCAGUCCGGAGGAGAAAAGCAAACUGGCGGCCAUUGCACACGGUGAGGAGCAGGGGGCCGGCUCUCGGGGCUCAGGCUGGUCCUCCUACCUUCACAGCUGGUCGGGGAUAAGAUAGGCGUGAGGACCGUUCACAUGGAAGGAAAACACUGGGAGCACAAUGCAGCAGCCUCAGCACUGACGUGCUGCACAUUAAAAACCGAGGUGACUGGCAGGUUGACAAGGGGCAUUUACUGUUUUACUGGAACACAGAUGAAGGGACCAAGGAAUGUAUGAGACAUGAAUGAAAGAGUUGGUUGAGUCAAAGACAACUAAACUAUUAAGAGUGUGAAUAGAUCUGACUUUUCAGUGCAAUAGCUACAUCGAGUCUCCUACCAAUGAAUGUUAACUGUGACGGAUUUUCUGUCUUCCACAGACUCACUAUUCAUAUGUAUUUAUUAUAACAUUGACAGAAUACUGGGAUUCCACUCACAUGAAGGAGUGUUCAUAAGGCAUAAUAACAUAUCGAUAAUCAACAUUAUAUCCAUAAAACGGUGAAAAGAGGCAUUAUUCAAAAGAGGGAAAUUGUUAUAAAAUAAUAUUUGAGCUCAUUUUCAGAUUUUGGAAUUACUGCAAGUUUUCGAUCCUAAUGAUUAUGUGAAUUUUACUUUACUUUUCUUUACUUGACAGCCGUUUGCAUCAGUGUGUGUGUCUGUUAUGUGUAGACUGUAUCUAUUUUUUUCUGAAUUUUCUUCCAUUCAAAAAAAAAAAUCCUUUAAUUCUCCAUCCAUUCAUUUUCUGUAGCACUUUGUUCUAUUGGAGCGGUUCCCAGGUGCCACUCCACACAAUGCUGUUUGGUCGACUUUUACUUUUUGUAGUUUUCUUCAAGGAUCUUUCGGAAACCAGUCAACAGUCAUGCUCUGUAUGUUUGAUUUAUUUGAAGUUAAAACUACUGAUGUCGACUAUUUUAGUCAUUCCGAUCUGUUGUAAUCAACAUUCUGGGUUUCCUCCAUUUGAUCCAGCUAAGUCGACGGUACACCUUAAAUUAUUUUUACUUUUUAUCUUUUUCUUCUGAUUCUGCAGUUGUUUGCUAACACCUCACCUUCACUGCUCAGGAGCAGUAGCAGCUCUCAUUCAUCAGGUUGCAGUUAUGGUUGUUUUUUUUUUUUUUGUUGUUGUUAGUGUUUCUCUGACAUGAGAUGAUUCUUUUAAUGUGUGUUUCUUUUUCCUAUGUCUAUUUUGGGAGAAUAUUCUGGUUCAGUUUGUUGUUGUGCUGCAGUUUAAUCACUGAACAUGAAACGUCUUGCACUGCUGUCUUGUUGAACAGCGUUCAUCCGCAGUAGACUCAUCUGCUCUGCUCAAGUGCCCAUGAGCACAUCUCUGAUCCAUAUGUGGUGAGCUUUUUCUUUCAUUCCCAGUGUCUUACAAUAAACUCUUUGACCUCACGGUGUCGGGUGAAAAA
This is a messenger RNA of Salarias fasciatus (jewelled blenny), 6302 nucleotides long. RefSeq names its product GRIP and coiled-coil domain containing 2 (gene gcc2). The transcript is spliced from 24 exons. Gene Ontology annotation, biological process: late endosome to Golgi transport. Bases 174 to 4979 code for a protein of 1601 amino acids. Lineage: Eukaryota; Metazoa; Chordata; Actinopteri; Blenniiformes; Blenniidae. Gene Ontology annotation, cellular component: Golgi apparatus. The record is from RefSeq and is a predicted model, not a curated record.